AUGGCGGCGGUCGAGAUUUUCAAAUUCCCCAUAUCCUCCCCGGCUGAUACGACGCCGCUGGACAGGCUGAAGGACGCUGGAUACGAUGCAUCCCAGAUCCUGGCUGUGGUAGGCAAGACGGAAGGCGUGUUUUCCCCUCUCUCUAUCCCUCCCUCCACGAAAGGGGCGCAAGAAUACAAGUCCUGA
Molecule: messenger RNA, 186 nt
Organism: Fonsecaea multimorphosa CBS 102226
Lineage: Eukaryota; Fungi; Ascomycota; Eurotiomycetes; Chaetothyriales; Herpotrichiellaceae
Exons: 1
Coding region: 1-186 (61 amino acids)
Molecular function (GO): hydrolase activity, acting on carbon-nitrogen (but not peptide) bonds, in cyclic amides
Source: RefSeq, a predicted model, not a curated record